AUGGCUGACUCGGAUUCUUCCUCCCUAUCAUCUGCGCCCUCUUCAGAGGACGAAGAGAUGGUCCGCAAGAUGUCAAAGCCUGUCGGUAUAAAUCGUUACUUCAAACCUACACUGAAGGCCGAAUCCCCAGAACCACCCCCCAAGCGAGCACCUUCUCCGCCACAUGAGUAUACUCUCGCCGACAAUGACGCGAUCGCGUUCAUUGUUAUGUUCCUCAGUCGCUUCCACGAAGCCUUUCCCAAAUACCUCACAGCACUGGGGCCUCAGGACAUCGAAAGAGGAGUUGCUGGUGAAUUGCCCGAUGAACUCGUGGAAAAAUUGCUUUGCGCGUUGUUAGGGCUUGUGCUGAACAGGAAGAAAGAUGUCGAACGCGGUCACUAUGGAAGAGCUCUGGAGGACGCGAUUUCGUCAAAUCAUCACCAAUGGCCGACGGUGUGGAAAGGUAUCAACCCAAUCCACGGCGGCAAGAAUUUCAGGAACAUGACACCGGAAGAAAGAUUAAAUCUACUGAAGGCUCUAGUACUAUGGGCUUUGAAUUCGUCGGAAAUUGUGCAAGGUCUCAUCAAAGACUCCUACAAACAGACGCGCCGAGAUGACGACAAGAAUCAACCCAGAAGUGUUCAACCUUGGUUUUCGGAUCAAUGGCGUCGCAAAUAUUGGCUGGUUGAAGGCUUGGAUGACUCUUAUUUUCGAGUCUACCGGGAAAAUGAUGGCAGGACUGCAAAGACAAACACCUGGUUCAGCGUGGCCGGUUCUAUCCCAGAAGUCCUUGCCUUAGCAGAUAAAUUCGCCGAAGAACACACCCAGAACUCGAAACUGAACAGCGACAAAUUAAGGGCUGCAGUACCUCGGUUUGAGGCCGGUGAAGAGAAACGCAAACGCCGCGAAUACCGCCUCGCUCGAAAAGCCGCCUUCGCCCGCCCCGAACCUGGAUUUUCCCUCUAUGAGGGACGAACACGAGGGAAGAAGAUGCGCUAUACAUAUUCAGACGACGAGUAUGGUUCGGAUGGACUGUCAAGUCGACCAUCUACACGUGUAUCCAUGCCACCUGACAAUGGCCCUACGGUCACCGCGAGUGGAAGGCAGGUCAGGUCAAGAGUUGGCGGUAUGUACGGCGAGAGCAUUCUUAUCGAUCAACGCAAAGAACUAGAACGAACUGCUGGAGAAGGCCAUUUCACAGAGACAAGUGAGGACAUGCCUGCGUCUGCACCAACACGUGGACCACGUCACUCAAGAUCGGGUCGGGUUGUGAAGCCCGUUGGAGAGAGGUACCCAAACAGUGGGGAUACCGAGAGUGAUGAGGCGCAAACUUCAGGAAAUGAAUGGAGUGGAAACGAAGACGAGCCUGACGAGUCAGAGCCUGACUUCGAUGCGGAGGACGAGGACGACGAGGACGACGACAUGAGUGAUGAAGCGCUAGAGCCUGAUGAGCUGGGCGAGGACGACAAUACUCAGGAGAGCUUGGUGGUACAACUGAGGUACAGGAAGGGCAAAGAAGGAUCCGAUGUCUUGCCAGGACAGCCUCCCUCACAAGAACCGGAGCAACAUCUUGUUAAUGGAAAGAAUAUGAAUGGCAACGUGGUCCCCGAUGAAGCACUCAAAACGCUACAGCAGCCUAUCGGAACCACAAUUUCGGAGACCAUUGAUGUCGCUCCUCGAGAAAAGAGCCUUAACGGUGGUCAGGGGAUCCUGAGUGGCAUUGGGAACCGGGAGCAACCCUUACAACUUUCCUCUCAAACACAUCUACAGGAAACGGUGCAGCCUAUGGAUCUGUCUUGA
Exophiala spinifera is the source of this 1779-nucleotide messenger RNA. RefSeq lists its product as uncharacterized. The transcript is spliced from 4 exons. The coding region runs from base 1 to 1779 and encodes 592 amino acids. The record is from RefSeq and is a predicted model, not a curated record. Lineage: Eukaryota; Fungi; Ascomycota; Eurotiomycetes; Chaetothyriales; Herpotrichiellaceae.